AUGACGCAAAAAUCUAAACUUUUCAAGGGGCAAAGUAAGAAGAAAUCGAUUCCUGCUAAUCGUCAUGGCAAAGUUCCUCAGACUCGCAAGGGGAAGAGAUUCAUAAAGCCAUCUAAGGUUACAAAGGAUAUGGAUGCUGAUCGUGAGGUGAGCAAAUUCAUUAACCAUUGCAAUGAGAUUAAAGCAGCGACUGGAGCUACUAAGGAUGGUGGUUAUCUAAGCAUAGUUAAGGCGGCACCAGCGUCUGCGAGUGGGGCAGAUAAAUAG
Lathyrus sativus (Indian pea) is the source of this 267-nucleotide messenger RNA. NCBI's taxonomy places the organism in Eukaryota, Viridiplantae, Streptophyta, Magnoliopsida, Fabales, Fabaceae. The record is from the annotation of a GenBank genome assembly.